This is a messenger RNA of Tigriopus californicus, 3107 nucleotides long. Its product is annotated as zinc finger protein 845-like. The transcript is spliced from 2 exons. Lineage: Eukaryota; Metazoa; Arthropoda; Copepoda; Harpacticoida; Harpacticidae. The coding region runs from base 95 to 3028 and encodes 977 amino acids. Gene Ontology annotation, molecular function: chromatin insulator sequence binding. Gene Ontology annotation, cellular component: chromosome. Gene Ontology annotation, biological process: regulation of transcription by RNA polymerase II. The record is from RefSeq and is a predicted model, not a curated record.
UCAAAAUAUGACCAAUUCAUCGUUUACCUUCUGGACAGUAUUGGAAUGUUAGCAAUUUGUAUCGUCUUGUCAUCACAAAAAGCUUAAUUUCAGGAUGGAAGCCUCCGAGAAACAAGACAACCCUCCUCCCAAGGGGGUAAAUCUCGCCAAAGUGUCUUUGGGCCAAUGGCAAUUAUUCUUACAAGCUGAACCCGAUCUGCUUAUCAACGACCAGCCUUUCGUGGCCUUGACCAUGAUGUACCACUCCGAAACUCACGAAUACAUUUGGCGGGCUCUCGGACGAAGCGUCGAAUCCGGACAAGUUAGCGGGUUCUCGGCGUUUCUCGGUAAAUGCCAUCAGUUGUUUAACAGUGGCACGCCUUGUUUAGGCAAGAAACCGCCGGAUGCCAACUUUCCGUUGUCCUGUGAGUUUUCAAAGAAUUGUUACAUCAUGAUUCCCAAAUCUGCUAAGUCCAAGUCUUGUGAAGCUUGCCAAGAAUCGGCUGAAGAUCCAUGCCAAUUUUGGCAGGAAAUCCGGAAUGUGGCUGUGGAUGUGAUCUUUCAUGAAGGUCGCAAAAGUAGGAAGGCGUUGAAUCGUAAGGAUAGUUUACAACAAGUUUGGCCUUGUCAUAUGUGCUCAGAAAAGGUCUCAUUGACUGAUAUGAAAAGCCAUUUAGAGAAAAGUCAUCUCUUGCGUCCAUUUUUUUGUUUCCAUUGCGAUGACCGAUUUGUGGAUGCUAAAGAUUUGUGUUUCCACACAUUACAAGAACAUGCCGAGAUCGGUGAAGUGAAUUGUCCCUUGUGUCCGAUGAAUAUCACUUUAGAUGGUGAGAUCAGUGCUCUGUCUAAUCACUUUCGCUUGUGCUUGUUGAGUAAAAAUCUGGCCAUGGAAUGUGAAGAAAAUGCCCGGAAACUCAAUGUGUGUUCCUUUUGCUUUAAACCUUUUACCUGCAAACCACUUCUAGAAAGGCACAUGAGCACUUGUGUAGCAGGUGUGCCUUUGGAAGGCAUUAUCGAAAAAGAUCCCUUGAGCUCUUUCGACGAGAACUCUGUGGAUUCCGCUGAAGUCUCAUUUUAUGCCUUCGACAAUGCGACGAAUCCGCCCGGAUCCAACACUUCCGAUGAAUCCCCAAUCUCGAAUCCAAUCGUCGAAACCAAGGAAGACUCGAGAAUUAUGGUUGUAAAAGUAGAACAAGAAGAACCUGAGACUGAUUACCGACCUCUCAUCGGGCCUGCCCCGGCCGAGCAGAGGAAUGAUAGUGUAAAAGUGGCAAAAACCGAAUCCAAAAAUAUUUUGUCCCAAGACACUUUUCUCACGUGCCCUAAGUGUUCCAAGCGGGUAAAUCGGCAAUUCUGGUCCACUCAUCUCAUGUUGCUACAUAGCAUAGGCAACUUUAGUUGUAAUUCCUGUUCAUCGACCUUCGAGACCGCAGAGGGGCUUGUCCACCAUGUCCUCGAUAUCCAUCCAAGCAAGUCAUUUUUGGUGUGUCCCAAUUGUGCCCAAAACAUGGAGCCUAGAAUGUUGGUAGAUCAUAUGGUUUCUUGCCACAAAAUCGUUUUCAAAAUGGAUAUGACUGGUAAACGGGUUCCGUUUUUUGCGGCUCGAUGCAGCAAAUGUGGCCAGACAUUUUGCCGCAAAGAAGAUUUGAUGCGGCACAAGCACCGGGGUUGUAGUAAAUCAAGCGCAAAUAAAUUGGACCCCAACCUAUCCGAGACAAGCAAUGGUAUGAUCAAAUCCCGAGUGUCACGACUUCGAUCCUUCUUCCAAUGUGGGUUGUGCUUCAAAAUGUGCGGAACCAAAGGCGAUCUCAUGUGCCAUUUAAAACUUGGAUGUGUGGCCAAUAGAAUGAAUGCCAACACCGACUCAAACUUGUCCCAAGAAGCCACUCCAAGUCUUGUCGUGGACAUGGAAGACUUCCUAAGUAGUUCUCUAGAUAUCAAGUUGGAGGCUCCGGAAUUACUAAAGGACGAGAAUUGCGGAGAGGAAGAAGAAGAUCCAAUAAAAAUUGAACCCGAGGUCGAAAUGAAAAUUGACGACCCACUUCAAGGUGAACCCGCCAAGCAGACGAAUUGGGAACUUCCAAAAUUGGAGAUCCCAGUCGAGGAAUUGCCAAGCAAAGUGGAUUGUUCAAUUUGUUUCAGGCAAAUUGCUCCCUCCGUUUUACUCAAGCACAAAAUGUUCCGUCAUCAGAUGGGGCGAUUCGUUUGUCCCAAUUGCUCCGCGAUAUUCGAGACGGCCGACCAAGUGUCCAAGCAUGUGAUUGCACAUCCUGAUGUGACCAAGUUGCAAUGUCCCAACUGCAAAGAAUACGUGGAGCUUGGACCUGAGCGUAAAGACCUCGAAGAGCACAUAUCCACUUGCCAUAAGCUCAAAUUCCGUUGGGAUGAAACGACACAAAGACAGAUCAAGUACAUCGGACGUGUUUGUAUGGAUUGUGGACGAGGUUUCAAGACAGUGGAUCAAUUGGUGGAACAUGAAGACAAGGACAUUUGUAUUGCCAGACAAGACAACUCGAUCCAUCGGAAGAAGUAUGUGGAGCAUAAGAUGCAACAAAUGAAGCAAAUCCAAGAAUGUUUGUCCACCAAAUCCAAACUGUGGACUUGUGACGUUUGUGGGGAAUCGUUCCUCGAAUCUAGGAAGUUGUGGAUGCACAAGAAGUCCCACAUCCCACCCAAACCGUCUCUAUGCCAACAUUGCGGCAAGGAGUUCAGCACGGAACAGAAACUACGCGAUCACCUCAACCGUCUGCAUCCGAAAUCUGACAAGUUCAAGUGCGAAUAUUGCGGGUUUAUAGGAGGCAACGCCUCCGCCCUCAAACGCCAUCGAACAAGGCAUGAACCGCCCAAAUUCAUGUGCCCUACUUGUGGCAAGAGGUUCACGAGACAGAGUUUUCUAAAGAUUCACAACCGAACGCACACUGGAGAGAAGCCUUUUAAGUGCGAUUUGUGCGACUAUAGAACUGCGGCUGAUAGUAAUUUGUCCAAUCACAAAAAGUUUAUUCAUCAAAGGCGACCCAGAACGACUAGAGCAAAACCCAAGCAUUCUUAAUGAGGGAGAGCAAGACUUUAAAAAAUUGUCAUAUUAAUUUGGAAACAGAUCUCGCAAAUAGAUAAAUGAAAAAGAUCAA